This is a messenger RNA of Clonostachys solani, 798 nucleotides long. The record is from the annotation of a GenBank genome assembly. Lineage: Eukaryota; Fungi; Ascomycota; Sordariomycetes; Hypocreales; Bionectriaceae.
AUGCAGUGGCUCUGCUAACUGAUAAUUAAAUUCACAGGAAGCGUGGUUCACACUCCGAUUGAUAGAGCAAUCGAUAUCGCUCUGAAUGCGUAUGAUACCAGCAAGCCAGAACGCGUUGAGAGACGCGUAAUUCGAUUCAGACGUGAAACCACGGGGAGUAGCAAGACUGCCCCAGAAACUAAGGGUAGCAAGGAUGAUAUUGGUGCUGGGCAAAACUUUGGUCCCGAAGAAACGGACUUUUGGAACGCCGCCGAUGUCGAUGUCAAGGAUCUCGCCGUGGUCGUCGGAGAGAGCAUCAACCAGUCGAAGGAAACUUCAGGUGAAAGUAAGACCGAGACCCUAGAAAGCGCUCUCAAGAAACCCUCUGACAACGAGAAAGUCGGGUGAGGUACAAAUCGUUGUCAGGCGAAUUGCGGACGAGAGGUCGCGCUACUUCAACCUUGUGAACAAGGCCAAUGAUGGCCUCUGCAGCGUCAGUCCGUUACCAACUGACAACUCCACCUUCUACUACCGUGAGUGGCUUGACGCCGACGCCAAUUUUUCGACACAAGCCGAUAUGCGAGAGGCUGACUGGAGCGGGCUCAUUUCGGACUUUUCUGAGGAGUUCCUCAAAGACAAUGUCGGCAUUCUGUCAGGUGCCGCAGAAGUGUUCGAGCAACGACGCCUGGCAUCGGCCAAGCAGGGCCAGGAGGUGAAGGAUGAGGAUCAGGUCAAGGUCUUCAUUUCCGAAAUGAGAAAAUCCAUCGCCUUUUACAGAUACUCCAGCGAUCCAGAGCAUCUCACUCAUAUGCUCGUUAG